This is a messenger RNA of Knipowitschia caucasica, 921 nucleotides long. The record is from the annotation of a GenBank genome assembly. Lineage: Eukaryota; Metazoa; Chordata; Actinopteri; Gobiiformes; Gobiidae.
AUGGAGCCCACAUGGAGCCCACAUGGAGCCCACAUCAUGGAGCCCACAUGGAGCCCACAUCAUGGAGCCCACAUGGAGCCCACAUGGAGCCCACAUCAUGGAGCCCACAUCAUGGAGCCCACAUGGAGCCCACAUCAUGGAGCCCACAUCAUGGAGCCCACAUCAUGGAGCCCACAUCAUGGAGCCCACAUCAUGGAGCCCACAUCAUGGAGCCCACAUCAUGGAGCCCACAUCAUGGAGCCCACAUCAUGGAGCCCACAUCAUGGAGCCCACAUCAUGGAGCCCACAUGGAGCCCACAUCAUGGAGCCCACAUCAUGGAGCCCACAUCAUGGAGCCCACAUGGAGCCCACAUCAUGGAGCCCACAUCAUGGAGCCCACAUCAUGGAGCCCACAUCAUGGAGCCCACAUCAUGGAGCCCACAUCAUGGAGCCCACAUCAUGGAGCCCACAUCAUGGAGCCCACAUCAUGGAGCCCACAUCAUGGAGCCCACAUCAUGGAGCCCACAUCAUGGAGCCCACAUCAUGGAGCCCACAUCAUGGAGCCCACAUGGAGCCCACAUCAUGGAGCCCACAUCAUGGAGCCCACAUCAUGGAGCCCACAUCAUGGAGCCCACAUCAUGGAGCCCACAUCAUGGAGCCCACAUCAUGGAGCCCACAUGGAGCCCACAUCAUGGAGCCCACAUCAUGGAGCCCACAUCAUGGAGCCCACAUCAUGGAGCCCACAUCAUGGAGCCCACAUCAUGGAGCCCACAUCAUGGAGCCCACAUCAUGGAGCCCACAUCAUGGAGCCCACAUGGAGCCCACAUCAUGGAGCCCACAUCAUGGAGCCCACAUCAUGGAGCCCACAUCAUGGAGCCCACAUCAUGGAGCCCACAUGGAGCCCACAUGGAGGGGAGCCCGAGCGGGUUAUCAGGAUGCUAA